Molecule: messenger RNA, 893 nt
Organism: Clunio marinus
Lineage: Eukaryota; Metazoa; Arthropoda; Insecta; Diptera; Chironomidae
Source: the annotation of a GenBank genome assembly
AUGUGAAAAAAUUGGAAGUAGCAAAAGAAAUGAUAAAUAUUCUGCGAUCAUCAUUUAAUGUCCCAACGUUCAUAUCGCGGACUAUUUCACUUUCAGCUGAGAGAUAUGUUGAUGUUCCCUCAUCAAAGCCACUGAAAGAGGAAAGAAAAAUUAAAAUAGAACAAGACAUAAAAGAUAUGCAAUGGCGUCAAAAACCACAUGAACAGAAAGGAGCCUGGUACAGCAAAUUUAAAGUAUUUCUAGAAGAUGACGAUGAAGUUUCAAGAGAAUCACUUAUGACAAGAGUCAUUCAACCUCUCGAUCUGAGACCUAAAAAAGUCAAAGAGUUUUUUGUGAAACAUGCAGAAGAGAAGGAACGUUUUCUACAACAAUUCAUCCCAGACAGACAUGAGAUUUUAGGAAACGAUCUAGCAGCAGCACAUUUUAUAUUGUUCCGGUUCGGACAAGUUAAGUUCAAGGGACAGAAUAAUUGGAUGAAAGCUGAUAGUGAAAGAAAUUUCAAUCUCCCUGAUAAAUAUGUCUCAAAUAUGUUUCUCGAAGCAAUUGAUUGUGAAAAUAUGACUUUGUAUUACGAAGGAUUAGAUAAUAUUAGACGGCUAAAACAUCUUCGUUAUUUAUCUUUUAAAAAUGUCAAAAAAUUUGAUGACUGGUGUUUGGACCGCGUCAGUAGUUUAGAGCUUGACAAUCUCUCAGUUCUGAUCUUGUCAGGAACAGAAGUAACUUUCAGAGGAUUAGGAGCUUUGUAUAGAAUUCCAUCACUUAAACGUCUUACUCUCGACAAACCUUAUCGAGAUCCUGAAUGGAAAUUGACAAUUGCUAUGCUUCAAGAUAUAUUACCAGAGUUAGAAAUAAUCGAAUCAACACCUCCAAUUGAGAAGAUUGACAAAAAAUAG